Messenger RNA from Penaeus indicus, 1365 nucleotides. Its product is annotated as molt-inhibiting hormone-like. Gene Ontology annotation, molecular function: neuropeptide hormone activity. The coding region runs from base 525 to 923 and encodes 132 amino acids. Gene Ontology annotation, biological process: circadian rhythm. The record is from RefSeq and is a predicted model, not a curated record. Lineage: Eukaryota; Metazoa; Arthropoda; Malacostraca; Decapoda; Penaeidae. The transcript has 3 exons. Gene Ontology annotation, cellular component: extracellular region.
GUUGUAAUGGGAUUAAGAUAUAAUUUCCCAAUCUCAGUGUCCCAUGUCUGGGAGAUUUUUACGUAUACCUGAUUGAUUUCACUCGUAAAAUACUGAAGGUUAUUCUAAGGACGUAGAAGUACUCACAUAGGUACACUCAGACUCUAACCAGCGACCAUAUUGCAAGUUGCUUCCUCCCAUCUCUGUCCCAUCCAAGGAGUGAGGACUAGCGGUCAGCUGGAGCGACGCACGCACACACCUAUGACGUCAGACUUCGCGGGCCUAUAAGAGUCACACCUGCAGCGGAGUGACGCUACACGCCACCCAAGGCACCACGCAACGAGAGUGACCCCCUGCCAUCCCCCGAAGGGCAGCUAGCUUCUUCCAGGCGCCGCCUCCUGGACCCUCGCGCACUCUCUGGCCCCUCCCACACCACGGCCGCGGUGUCCUUGUCCUUCGUCACUUCAGUGGGGUCGACAUAACCCUUCCUGGCGCACGUCCCGACGCAUUGGGAGACGGCCGAGCAGCGGUCCUUCGAGCGGGGCAUGCGGGUAGUGCCCUCCAGUAGUCAGGACACUGGACAUUUCUCUCCCAAGGUGACCCGAAUGAUGGCAUCUCCUCGUGGAACCUCCAGCAUCUUUAAAGCGUGCCAGGUAGCGCUGGUGGCAGCGGUGUUGUCCGGCCUCCUGAGCUCGCCCGCCUCCGCCAGGUUCAUCGACGACGAGUGCGUGGGCGCGAUGGGCAACCGGAACAUUUACGAGAAGGUGUCGCGUGUCUGCGACGACUGCAGCAACAUCUUCCGCCUCCCGAACGUGGGCGAGAGCUGUCGGAGAAAUUGCUUCUACAACGAGGACUUCCUGUGGUGCAUCAUGGCCUCGGAGCGGCACGCGGAGGUGGAGCAGUUCAACAGGUGGAUCAGUAUCCUCAAAGCGGGUCGAAAAUAAGGCGCACGUCAAGUAAUUCCCUGCCGUCUGUCCUGCAGCUUAAUACUACGAGUCUCCCUCCUCUUGCUCCUCCUUCGCCUUCUCUCCGCGCCCUUCCCUUCGCCGCCGCCAUCACGGAGUAGGGCGGACGACGCCCACGCAGACAUUCGUCAGUCCGCGACCUUCGACGCCGCCCGCCGCCGGAUGCCGUUAUUGUUUCGAGUGUGAUCGAUGGCAUCCCCGUCCAGCAUCGUCGAGACAAACGCUUGCAGUCUGUUGCUGAGCAAAUUGUCCUCUAAGCUGAUUUUGAUUCGAUUCGACGACGAUCAAUUUUCCUUUAUUUUUUCAAGGGACCACUUUUAGACUUAUCAUUAAUAUCCCAAAGCACAACUUUCACUGUACAGGCACUUUUACUUUUGCUUUCUCAUUACGCUCAUUAUUAUUAUAUAUACAUAUUUUUUUU